Mercenaria mercenaria is the source of this 937-nucleotide messenger RNA. RefSeq lists its product as uncharacterized. The record is from RefSeq and is a predicted model, not a curated record. The transcript has a single exon. Lineage: Eukaryota; Metazoa; Mollusca; Bivalvia; Venerida; Veneridae. Bases 1 to 918 code for a protein of 305 amino acids.
AUGUCUCAAGCUUCUGGUCAUUCAGAAAGUUUAUCAUUGAAAUUAUCAGAAGUACUUAGUGAUAUUGGUGUAAAUGAGAGAACAGUACUGAAGAGGAGAAGGACGUUGUUGUUGUUUGAAUCUAUACAUAAGAUGGAUAAGAUACUAACAGGAAGCUCCUUUAUCUCACUUUAUUUUGGAAGUCAAGUGGAAGGUACAACAACUCCAGGACUAAAGUCAGACUUGGAUUUUCUCCGCUUUGAAAAUGUGAAUGUGAUACAGGAUUGGAGUGAUUGGCAGCCAGGCAUUAGAAAUCUUCUAAUGAUCAAAGAUGAAUCCACUUCACCUGGCUACUGUCUUCUCCAAGUUCUGAGAGCUGAUGAACCUUCUCCUUGUACCUGUAAUUGCCAUAGGAAACAUGAAGAUUUUUGUACAGAUGGAAGAGGAAGAAUACUAAUGAAAAACAGUUGCAACAUUGGCAUAUUUGGAGAAGGUUAUGUUAUAAAUGGUCCAGCACAUACAUAUCCAGGAUAUAAUGUAUUCUCAGCUAUUGAUGGAGUUUUCGCCUAUCAAUGUAAAUCAUGGCCUAAAGAAGCCCAGCUCUGGUUAUCACAGCAAGGCAUAGAAGAGUGGCCCUCAGAUGAAAUAAAGAGAUACUGUGAGACUACUGGGUGCUUUGUUGUACCAGUAGGCAGUAAGCAUGGUAGAAAUCAACAACUUAAGUGGAGAAUAUCUACUUCAAAAGCCGAAAGAUGUCUGAUGUUUAGUUUAAACAUCACACAAAUAAGAUGUUACAUCUUGAUGAAGAUGAUUCUUAAAACAUUUAUCAGUUCACAGUGUGAACAUGCCAUUUCUAGCUACAUGUGUAAAACUGUUUUGUUUUAUUGUAUACACACUGCAAAUUUAAAUCAGUGGCAGGAGAACAAUUUACUUGUUUAAAAUGUUGCUUGGUGUCAUU